This is a messenger RNA of Elaeis guineensis (African oil palm), 1694 nucleotides long. The record is from RefSeq and is a predicted model, not a curated record. Lineage: Eukaryota; Viridiplantae; Streptophyta; Magnoliopsida; Arecales; Arecaceae.
CUUGGCUUUUUCUUUGGGUUUUGGUCUGCAGGGCUGGGGAAAUGGAAGGAGCCGCAGUGGCUGCGUCUGCUGCUAUUCAUCUGCCAGCGAUUCUGGGAGGGUGGACGAUUCGCUCAGGCUUUUUCCCUUCCCUUCCCUUCUUCCACUCCCUUUUUAGUAGCAGUAGGAGAACCCUUCUCUGCUAACGCUAUGCCUAGUCUUCAUUCAUAAAUUAAAGCAGCAAGUCUACACCGGAUCCUUCCAGUAGCCUUCCAUCUCUUCUAUUCUGGAAAGCGAGCGAUCAGGUCUCGUUAUCUAUUUCUUUUGUUUCUCCAUCUCAUCUCUAUUUGGGGAAGGAAGGAAAGGAGGGAGGAAGGAUGGAAGAUCUGUACAGUAUCCAUCCGGUAAUCUCGCGGGGUGGAGAGGUAGCGGCGGUCGGAUCGGCGUCCAGCUUCGCCUACUUAGAGGCCGACCGAUCGCAGGGCGGCGAAACCGCCGAAGCCUCGGAUAUCUCGGCCGGCGGCGGCGGCGGCGGAUCGGAUCUCACCGAUCUGAUCAAGGCCCAAAUCGCCAACCAUCCUCGCUACCCUUCUCUCGUGGCAGCCUACAUCGAAUGCAGAAAGGUGGGGGCGCCGCCGGAGAUGGCAUCGCUGUUGGAAGAGAUAGGGCGGGAGAGGUACACGAGCGCGGGAUGCGGGGAGAUCGGAGCGGAUCCGGAGCUGGACGAGUUCAUGGAAUCCUACUGCCGGGUUCUGCAGCGGUACAAGGAGGAGCUUUCAAAGCCGUUCAACGAGGCAGCGUCGUUCCUCAACAGCAUCGAGAUGCAGCUGAGCAACCUGUGCAAAGGACGAACCACCUCCUCCUCCACCACCGCCGCCACCGGCAACUCGCCUUCCGAUGAAGUGGUUGGGUCCUCUGAAGAGGAGCUUAGCUGUGGUGAUGUGGAUGCAUCAGAAUGCCAGGAAUCUGGUUCGCGCCUCGCUGACCAUGAACUGAAGGAAAUGCUUCUUAAGAAGUACAGUGGCUACCUGAGCAAUCUCAGAAAGGAAUUCUUGAAGAAGAGGAAGAAGGGAAAGCUACCCAAGGAUGCAAGGUUGACACUGCUUGAUUGGUGGCAUACCCAUUACAGGUGGCCCUAUCCCACGGAAGAGGAGAAGGCUAAGCUAGCUGAGAUGACAGGGCUUGACCAGAAGCAAAUUAACAAUUGGUUCAUAAACCAGAGGAAGAGGCACUGGAAGCCCUCGGAGGAUAUGCGGUUCGCCCUCAUGGAGGGUGUCAGCGGUGGAUCCAGCGGAACCAUGCUGUACUUCGAUACAGGCACUGUUGGUCCGUGAUGGACAAAUGGUAAGCACCAUCUUUUCUGCCAACCAUGAUGCUUUGUUUUUGGAUAAUUAAUCUCUCAUUUUGAUGCUCAUGUGAAUAUGGUGUUCGAUCGACCGUAUCUAGUUAUGUCAUUGUCGACAAAUAGGGUAUCAUGGUUUUGGUUUGGUCGUCAACUUGAUGAGCCAGACUUUGGUUUGUAUCUGUUUGAUUAUGGUUCAUCUUGGUAAUGACUUCAUCAUAUGUAUUGCACUUGGUUGUUUGCCAUCUCCUAAUGGCUGGGAGUAGAUUAAAUUCUUCUUGUGUUCAUGGGCAAGAAAAACUCGGUUGAGUCUCUCUCCGAACUGAUGAACUGUGUAGUUGAUAACUGUGAUUUUAGUGUAUGUUUUAGCCUA